Ostreobium quekettii is the source of this 1416-nucleotide messenger RNA. The record is from the annotation of a GenBank genome assembly. NCBI's taxonomy places the organism in Eukaryota, Viridiplantae, Chlorophyta, Ulvophyceae, Bryopsidales, Ostreobiaceae.
AUGUAUCCCUACCCCUACCCGGCAGCCUCGCCCGCCGCCCCGGCGGCGCCGGCCCAGCCCCAACAGCCGCCCGCCGCGGGCCAGGCGCCGACGCACGCCCCCGCCCAGGCGCCGCCGGGCGGGCAGGCCUACCCCGCCGCUUCACAGGCGCCCCAGUACUAUGACCCUUCCCUCUACCAGUCGCAGCCCGCGCAGAUGAACGGUGGGCCAGCGUCCAGCACCCCGUCGGCCUAUCCCCCGGUUCCGUACGCGCCAGCCGCGGCCCCCUCCGCGUCGCUGCCCGCGGUGGUGACGGCAUCCGAACGGAAGCGGCCUUACGAGAACACGGGAGCCGGGCAGGAUGGGAGGGAGCACAAGAGGCCGCAGGUGGAGGCGAGCAACGGCGCAGACCGGGAGACGGUUUACAGGAUUUUGGUGCCCGCCAGCAGGGUGGGCGCGGUGAUAGGGAAGCAGGGGGCGAUCGUGAGGGAGAUCCGGCUGCAGACCAAGUCGAGGAUCCGGGUGUGCGAGGGCGUGCGGGAAUGGGAGGAGCGCGUGGUGGUGGUGUCGGCCAAGGACGCGUCCAGGGAGGACACCAACCAGGCGCAGUGCGCGCUGAUGGAGGUGCACAAGCGGGUGCUGGACGCGCGGCAGAGCGUGAAGCCCGAAGGGGAGGGCGAGGCGGCCAACCCGGGCCAGCUGUCCACCAGGAUGCUGGUCAACCGCACGCAGGCGGGCAGCAUCAUAGGCAAGGGGGGCUCCAUAAUCAAGAACAUCAGGGAGACCACGGGCGCCAGCGUCAAGAUACUGCCCCCAGAGGACCUACCCCCUUGCGCACUGCUCAACGACCGGGUCGUCCAGAUCACCGGGACCACCGAACAGCUGACAGCUGGGGUGGUGAUGGUGGCCAGGCAGAUCAGGGACAAUCCCCCAAAGGAGAUGCCCGGCGGGCCGCCCCCGUCUGUGCCUGUCCUGAACGAGUUCUAUACCUACCCACCAGCCGCCUACCCUCCACCCCAGCCCCUCCAGUACCCUCCGCAUCCCCACCAAGGGGUUCCGCCGCCAGCGCCAGUCUACCAGCCCCCAGUGCCGAGCUAUGCGCCUGCUUACGCUCCUCCUAUGCAGCCUGCGCAGCCUCAAGUGCAGCCGCUCAAGGUCACGCCCCCUGUUCCUGCCCCUGCCCCCCCCCUCAGCCUGCAGCCACAGUGGCGCCAUAUCCAUACCCGGCGCUUCCUGCAGGCCAGGUUUAUCCAUCGGGCCAGCAGUAUCAGCAGCCACCCCAGCCAGCCCCAGCUGCUGUGGCCCAGCCGCCAGCCUAUGGAGCACAGGCAGCCCCCCAGCAGACAGCCCAGAGCACUGCUGCGUACUACGGCCAGGCAGGGUACCAGACUGGCUACCAGACCAGCUACCAGUGAGGAAGACGCUUGUCAGAUGUAG